UUUCAAUUCGGUUAAAUCCCAGAGAAAUGUUCAAAAUUGGUUAAUAAUGGGCCAUUCCUAUGUGAGUUGGCCCAUACACCCCCAAGUUCAGCCCAAUCGAAGCUUUCACUUUUACUCACCGAGUACCGACUCCAUUUUUAGCCGUCUAUGCCCGAUCAUGAAAAGGUAAAAACCAAAAUAACGAAGUAGUAGUACACGUAUAUGUUGGCCGCCGUCGCCGCCGGUGAGUCACGGAUGAUACCUCGUAGCUUUCUCUUCAGAGUUAGCAUUGGAGCUCGUAGUAGUACGAUUACUUGCUUACAGCCGAAGCCAUUACCUCACUUUCAGGCGUAUAAGUUCUUCCAUGCUGUUAGCAACGAUUUGACGAUGAGUAGUAGAAAGAGAAGAGUUGAUAUUGGUGGAAAAGGUCAUAAAAACGUUACACAAACGUGGAAGGCGUUGUCUACUGAGCCUAUUUGCAAUGAGGCACCUGAAGCUCAAAGUAGUAAUCCUGAAGUUCUUACCGAGUCAAUCGGAGAAGAUGCAUGUCCUACGUCAAACAGUAGCAAGGUUGAUAUAUCUUCAGAUGAGAACUUAGUGCCUCCAGAGAAUCAUUCAAUAUCGAUGGAGGUAGGACGGUCGUUGAUGCGUUUCAUCAAAGGGAAAGGGGAUAGCACUCAGAAGAAAAUUGAGGCUGAGACUGGGGUUAAAAUUAUGUUUCCUUCAUCCAAAACUGAUGAUUUUAUCUGCAUUGAAGGCACCUCAGCUGAACGUGUAGCUAAAGCAUCUGAGAAAAUACAAGUUAUAAUCAAUCAGGCUGUUAAUAGCCGUGACCUCGACUACUCGCACUUCAUUUCACUUCCGUUAGCUAUCCAUCCUGGACUAGUUAACAAACUCGUCGAGUUUCAGAAUACAAUACUUGGAAUAACAGCAUCAGAUAAAGAUGAGAAUGAUGGUGGUACUGCAGAUGAGGCAGAACAGCAAUCAAGUAAAGAUUCCAAAGUUGUUGAGUCGGAAACUGAAAAAGUCGAUGCGCAUGUUGAAGUAAAUAUAACGGGUGACCAACAUUCAGCUAAAGCACCUCUAGUGGCUGAACACAAAGCUGAAGACGCUACUAAUUCCAAAGUUGUUGAGUUGGAAGCUGAAAAAGUUGAUGCUCAUGUCCAACAUUCAGCGAAGGCACCUCGAGUGGCUGAACUCAGAGCUGAACACUCUUCUAAGGCAUCGAUAAUAGCGAAAAUUGCUAAUAUUCCUCUCGUCAGUUACCGUCCUAAAGAGUUGAAUGUUGCUGGUUCUUCAGAAUCAAGAGAUUUGGGAAUUGAUAAGUCCAUAUUUAUCAAACCAACGACCUUCCACUUAACUGUACUCAUGCUGAAGUUAUGGAACAAGGAUCGAGUCAAAGCAGCUGCAGAGAUUUUGCAGAGCGUCUCACCGAAAGUACUGGAUGCAUUAGACAGCAAGCCACUUUCAGUCAGACUUAAGGGACUGAGUUGCCUUAGAGGUUCGUUGGACAAGGCUCGUGUCGUUUAUGCUCCUGUAGAAGAAAUUGGGGACGAGGGUCGACUUUUACGUGCUUGUCAAGUCAUUAGAGAUGCAUUUGUGGAGGCUGGAUUGGUCAUUGGGAGACAUGCUCAACAUGAUUUAAAGUUGCACGCUACCAUUAUGAAUGCGCGUCACAGGAAAAGAACGAAAUGGUCCAAGAAUGUUGACUCGUUUGAUGCCAGAGGUAUUUUUGAUCAGUAUGGUUCUGAGGAAUGGGGCGAGUACCCUAUCUGCGAGGCUCAUCUUUCUCAAAGGUUUGCUUACGACGAGAAUGGUUACUACCAUUGCUGUGCCUCAAUUCCUUUUCCUGCCGAGAUGCAAGAUGAUUAAUCUCAUUCGCCUUUUAAAAUUUCCAUGACAAGUAAUUUUUUAUUUCGAGUAAUGAAUGGCAAUGGUAAAGUUUCCUUGGUCCCUGAUGGUUAUGUUUGUUGNUUUUUUUUCUUUUUCUUCUGCAAUGAACUUUUUUCAUGGAUGGAUUGGGAAUAUUUUGCAAAUAAAGAAGAUUGAAAUCACUCCUAUUUACUCUCA
Striga asiatica is the source of this 2049-nucleotide messenger RNA. The record is from the annotation of a GenBank genome assembly. NCBI's taxonomy places the organism in Eukaryota, Viridiplantae, Streptophyta, Magnoliopsida, Lamiales, Orobanchaceae.